AUGUCACCGUCGCAAACUCACCAGGCACCGAGCGAUGAUGGCGAAAGCCUCGGGUCUGCGUCGAAAAAGAAGAAGUCAUCGCGCACGGAGAAGCACAAAAAGUCCAAGGAAGAAAAAAGCAAGAAGCACAAAGACGGAAAAAGCAAAGAGCCCAAAGAAGGAAAAAGCAAGGAGUCCAAGGAUGGCAAAACCAAGGAGCCCAAGGAUGGAAAAACCAAGGACAAGAAGAAGAAGGACAAGAGCAAGAAGGCCGAUGUUGACAUCACCCCUUCAAGCUCAGUCGUCCCUACGCCCCAGAAGCAAAGCGCGUCCAAGGUUUUGCCUUCAUCACAGAGAGAGCUGAGUCCUGAGAGUCCUGUUCAGAAUGCUCCAGCACCCCAAAUGCGAACAGUGCCUACGCCUCAGAAGGCGCCCGCCUCCACGCCGCAGAAGCAGCGUGCCUACACUCCCCAGAAGCAGCCGACCAAGACGGUUUCUCCAACUCGGCUGGAGGUUCAGAUCCCCAGCUCUUCCCGGCGUCGGGAAGAGUAUGUGGAGAUGACCUUGGACUCGAACGAUGAGAGUGUCGAGGUGACGCCCACCGCAGAUCCCAGGACCAAUCCUAAAUUUCUGUCUGGCAUGCAACUCCUGAGGAAAGAAGUAACAUCCCCAUUUAUUGCCAAGAACCAGGACGUGUUUGGCCCCGUGAUCCCUACGACACCCAAGAGCCAAGCUGGAAACAAGCCUUCAUCUGGAAAGAAGUCAAAGUCUGAGUGUAUCAAGAAAGAAAGUGUGAAGAAAGAAAAAGUCCCCACACCCUCGUCGGCGAAGAAGAAAAAGAAGAACGACCGCUACAUCCCCGACCCUGCUGAGGUAGUUCAGUUAUCAUCUGGAGAUGACUCUGACUCGGACCUGGAGCUUCAGGCUAUAUAUGACACUCCCAAGAGAAAGAGCGCUUCGAAGGCCACCACGCCGUCAAAGCAGAGUAUCGCAGCCGCGAUCAAAGCCCCGGCAUCAUCUGGCACCGUCGAUGAUUCGGAUGUCGAGUUCCAGGCCAUCCGCAAAACACCCCCUUCUAGAAACCGAUCGCAAAGCCAACCACCAAGCGCCAAGGUGUCCAUGACUGCUCAGCGCAGUGUUUCAACGCCCACGAAGAGCAGCCAGGUGGCUACACCGUCUUCACGCAGUGCCCGUGCAUCGGCAUCCAAGCCCGACGGAAAGGAUACAUUCCAGGAGAGAGCUAGACGAUGCCGCACCAUGUCGCCUUCGUUGGCUACGGACAAGACAAGCGGUUCCACGAAGCAGCAGCAAGCUGCUAAACCAAUGCCGGUACAAACUCAUAAACCUACAGCCAAGGGCACUCCGGCGGCUAUCAAGCAUACUGACUGCAUCGACCUCACCCAAACCAUGACAAGCGAUGAUGAGAGUUUUGAAAAGAAUCUCAUGGCUAGGUUCCGUGCCCGAAAGGAGGCUUUGAGAACCACGCAGACACCGGUUGUAGAGGCCCACACUGGGAAGAAGAGGUCAUGGGAAGAAAUGCACUCGAGCUCACCUGUUUCAGAGAAUGAUAAUCCGCCCAAGAAGCGCAAGCUGGAGAGUGUCGUUUCUCGCAUUGUGCGAAACAGCCUACGAGAGGAGGAGAAGCCAGUCAAUGGAGUGGAGACGUUCCGACAACGCCGCCGCAGAGAAUCGGCUGAGGCUCUUGCGUACUUUCAUUUAACAGGAUGGAAGAAACUGGACAAGAAGAACAAGCGGUCACCGGUUGCGAGCAAGACAAAGGGAAUCACAUCGCUGUUCUCUUGGACCGAAGUUCGCAAACUCAAGAAGAUGCUGCGCGAGAAGGCGGACUAG
This is a messenger RNA of Clonostachys byssicola, 1830 nucleotides long. The record is from the annotation of a GenBank genome assembly. NCBI's taxonomy places the organism in Eukaryota, Fungi, Ascomycota, Sordariomycetes, Hypocreales, Bionectriaceae.